Messenger RNA from Pteronotus mesoamericanus, 1544 nucleotides. It is a transcript of the gene LHPP, whose product is annotated as phospholysine phosphohistidine inorganic pyrophosphate phosphatase. Gene Ontology annotation, cellular component: cytosol. NCBI's taxonomy places the organism in Eukaryota, Metazoa, Chordata, Mammalia, Chiroptera, Mormoopidae. The record is from RefSeq and is a predicted model, not a curated record. The transcript has 7 exons. Bases 54 to 866 code for a protein of 270 amino acids. Gene Ontology annotation, molecular function: phosphatase activity; inorganic diphosphate phosphatase activity. Gene Ontology annotation, biological process: dephosphorylation.
CAGUCUCCAGCCUCCAGUUGGGACUCGGAACCCGAAGCGCAGGGCGGGACGCGAUGACAGCGUGGGGAGCGCGGCUGGCCGGCGUGCGCGGGGUCCUGCUCGACAUCUCGGGCGUUCUGUACGACAGCGGCGAGGGCGGCGGCAAGCCGAUCGCCGGCUCCGUGGAGGCGGUGGCGAGACUGAAGCGGUCGGGGUUGAAGGUGAGAUUGUGCACCAACGAGUCACAGAAGUCCCGUGGACGCCUGGUCGGGGAGCUUCGCCACCUGGGCUUUGACGUCUCCGAGAGCGAGGUGACGGCCCCACCCCCAGCCGCCUGUCAGAUCCUGAAGGAGCGAGGCCUUCGGCCAUACCUGCUUGUUCACGACGAAGUCCGCUCAGAAUUUGAUGAGAUCGACACGUCCAACCCAAACUGUGUCGUAAUUGCAGAUGCAGGAGAAAAUUUUUCUUAUCAGAACAUGAAUAAAGCCUUCCAGGUGCUCAUGGAGCUGGAGAAUCCUGUACUCAUAUCGCUGGGGAUGGGACGCUACUACAAGGUGACCUCCGGCCUGAUGCUGGACGUCGGUGGCUAUGUGAAGGCACUCGAGUACGCUUGUGGGAUCGAGGCCGAGGUGGUGGGGAAGCCCUCUCCCGAGUUUUUCACGUCUGCGCUGCAGGAGAUGGGCGUGGAGGCCCACCAGGCCGUCAUGAUCGGAGACGACAUCGUGGGCGACGUCGGCGGAGCCCAGCGGUGCGGGAUGAGGGCGCUGCAGGUGCGGACCGGGAAGUUCAGGCCCAGCGACGAGCACCACCCGGAAGUGAAGGCCGACGGGUACGUGGACAACCUGGCGGAGGCCGUGGACCUGCUGCUGCAGCACGCGGACAAGUGACCUUCGGGAGGGUCCCCAGCCUCCUGCCACCCUGCCCCCGGGCCACCCAAGGAUUCAGGCGCAGGAGAGUGCGGCAGCCAGACAGCUGAGGGCUGCCGGCCCUUCCCGUCUCCCUCCCGUGGUGACCCGGCCCCCCCGCAGGGCCGCCCAGACACCCCGCUCCCCGCCCACGCAGCCCUAGUGACGUCGGGGCGGGGCAGGCCCCAGAGCAGGUGCUCCGGGCAUGUCCGGAGCCCCAACCCCACCGCUCUCGUGAGCGCCCGGUCUGCAGUGCUCCUGCAGGGGCCCAGGGGCGGUCGCCGGCUGACUCUUUACCAGACGUUCUUUGCCUCGCAGUGAGGAGCCCGGAGACAGCGGGCCUCCCGGGACAGCCUAGUGACCAGCCCUGCCCAGCCCCCACCCCCACCGGGACUCAGCACGACCGCUGAGCACCCCCCAACACACACACACACACACCCCCCGCCUGCCCACCCCUUUCCUGUCCCAAGUCAUGUUUGGAGCUAAAAGCCGGGGCGGCCCCCAGGGGCACUUGGAAGACCACGGGCUACAAAGCGAGAAAGCUAACCCCUGGGGUCAAGGGCACAGGCGCAGAGGGUGCCUUCUGGAGCCAGAACUCGGUAGACUUGAGUGCACCGCGCCCACUGUACGCAGGAGGGACUGUUCAAUAAACUGCCCUGA